This is a messenger RNA of Dreissena polymorpha, 3695 nucleotides long. RefSeq lists its product as uncharacterized. NCBI's taxonomy places the organism in Eukaryota, Metazoa, Mollusca, Bivalvia, Myida, Dreissenidae. The record is from RefSeq and is a predicted model, not a curated record. Bases 265 to 1359 code for a protein of 364 amino acids. The transcript is spliced from 2 exons.
UGUAUUAAUUAACUUAUAAUAAAUGCGCAUUGUAGAGCAUGCAGUAAAAUAAGCCCUAUUGAAGAGACAAGCAAAUAUUCAACGGCAGACGUCCACCAGCUCUCAUCAAACAUUGAUAAAAUACAAGAGGAGUUGAAGAAACUGACAGACAAAGCAGAAUGCAAUCUUCUGUCCCUUGAAGGGACGUACAAGCGAAUUAAGGAAGAGAUCGACACAGUGCGACAGAAAAUAAAUACAGAUUUAGAUCGGCUAGAGAAAGCAACGAUGCAAGAAGUGGACAAAUUGAUUGCUAGCUCUACUAUAUAUAUAACUAAAGAAAUGGAUACUUGUAACAGCAUUGAAGAAAGUCUGUUAUGUCUCAGUAAAGCGGUCAAUGAAGUUUGCAACAAAAGCAGUAAGCUUCUUUUUAUAGCUUUAGAAAAAUAUCAACAGCAGAUAAAGGACUUUGAAUUAUUUCUAAAAGAGUCGAAAAAUACAUAUGAUUAUGGUAUACAAUUCGCACCCAGUAUCGACUUUGAGAAGUAUUUAUUUCAAUUGACAGGUCUGGGGAAAGUUGUACAUCCAAAUAAGGCCAUUUUGCUGCAGAGAAAGUCAGAGAAAAUGUCGCUUUCUGGGUCUUUUUAUGCAAUCUGUGAGCUUCCUACUGGUGAGACGCUUGUACUAGACUAUAGCAAUAAUAAGGUGACAUUGUUAGACAAUAAAUACCAAUGUUUGAGCUGUUUGAGUGGAUUGUCUUCAUAUUUAUAUGAAAUGUGUCUGAUAUCUUCAAGUGAGGUCGUUGUUACCAUGAAUGAGAACAACAUUGAUGACGGUCUACACUGUCUACAGAUGAUCAAUACCAAGAAUGACAGGUUGGAGAUGGGAAGGAAGCUUCAGCUGACGCACAGGUGUGUUGGUAUUGCCCACCAUAAGGAUGAUCUGUAUGUAACUAGCGGUACAGCUCUGAAUCAGUACACUCUGACUGGAACACUUGUAAAGAAACUGUACGAGGACAAAACAGAUUCUAAUACAGUGUACAAAUGUUCUGUGAACCUCAUGGGCGACAAGAUCUACGUCACCAACAUGGACAAACACACACUCCGUACACUGGCCAUAGAUGGAACAGUUAUCUCCACCUUUUCUGACCCUGACUUAAAUAAUCCACGGGGUGUUCAUGUGACACCUGGUGGACAAGUGCUCGUUUGUGGCUAUGCAUCAAACACGAUUAUACAGGUGGACAGCCAGGGGAAGAAUAAGCUGGCCACACUAGCUACUCAGAAGGAUGGUGUAACACGGCCAUGUUCAGUCUUCUUCAGUUUCAGCACUGAUUCAGUGCUCGUGGGAAUAGAACAAAACGUCAUAGUUUUUAAAGAAACAUAGUCAGCGACAAAACCAUUCAUGAAAUAGGAUAGAAAAGAUAAUGUAAGGAUUUACAGUAUCCUAUUAAUGUACUCAUGUUGAUUGGCAAUUCGGCACAACAUGCAGUACGUUUAGAACGUGAUGUAAAUAUGCUUUAUAUAAAAAUUAACAACUUUUUUAAACAUAUAUUUUGCCAAAUUAAUGUAAACAGGUUAUUUUGGAAUUCUUUUAUAGCAAGAAAUACUGAAAAAAAAAACACGACGUUUAAAUUCCAUACGUGAACGUUCUUAAAGGGGCCUUUUCACAGAUUUUGGCGUGUUUUGAAGUUUGUCAUUAAAUGCUUUAUAUUGAUAAAUGUAAACAUUGGAUCUGAAAAGCUCCAGUAAAAAAUCAAGAAUAAAAUUUAAAAAAGGAAACAAAAGUAGACCGCAUCAGGGCUCGAACCAGUGACCCCCGGAUUUCUGGAGUAAAAACCCAUAAGACCGCUCGGCCAUCCUGCCAAGUAUAUAUGAAUGACGUGUUUUAUACUUUAUUAAUGCAUUCUUCGUAGUUUCACAAAAUUAAACGACUAUACCAGAACUCUCCAAAUAAUUCAAUCGUUUCGCGUUGCUAAGCUUUAUAAUUUUCAGGUUUUUAAAUCGUCAACAGAUGCAUAUAAUGGCUAUAUAAGACCAUGAUAAAUGUUCAGUAUUACUGUUACCUCACAAUGUCAUAACUAAAACGAAAAUCUGCGAAUCUGAAAGAACUUUUUUCAAUUUUGUCAAUUUACCAAAACGUGAAAAGAUCCCUUUAAAUGGAGAAAUAUAUUGACCAGUGUCGUUUGUACUUUUAAAAUGUUAGCAGAAACAAAAACAUUCACGUAUACCGCUGCAUGCUUUUAUUAAAUAAAACGCUUUAUACAUUUAAGUAAACGUUCCGAAUAUUGUUUUCAUUUACGAGCUUUAUGUAAUUCUGUUUUUCAUUACCGUACUUUAUUUGAGUAUUGUGUUUUUAACGUACUUUUAUUUGAUUCUCAUUUUGGUUAACGUACUUGAUUCGACACUUGUUAAAAUUCACGCUCUUUAUUUGAUUCUUGUUUAGAUGUACAUUCUUUAUUUGACUCUCGUUUCCAUUUACGUUCUUUAUUUGAUUGUUCUUUUUAUAUACGUACUUUAUUUGAUUCUUGUUAAAAUUUAUGUGUUUUAUAUGAUUCUUGUUUUCAUUUAUUUAACUGUUUUUAAACAGAAAUUGUGGAGUGCCAUGAGUAUUUAUGACUGCAUAUUAUUUCAUGUAAAAAUAUGUUGCUUCUGUAUUUCAUGUAAAUUUCCAUUUAUUUAAUAUUUUAUGAAUGUUUGCUGUGAUUAUUACAUAUUUCAAUAUGGCAAAAAACUCUUAUUUAUAUUUUAUUACUUUCAGCUUUGUAUUUUGAAGUGUCUUCGCGUAUUAGAUGUAAGCAUAAUGUCAACGUAAAUUUGUAUGAUAUACAUUGUUAACUGAUCAUUAUCUGAUACCAUUGUGGUUUUGAAGACUGUACAAGACAAUUAAUUAAGUGAGUGCGUAUAGCAUAUGGGUAAACGUAUAUUUAACCCAUUCUAACUAAUAAACACUAUCCAUACAGCAUGCCAUUGCGUAUAUUUUAAUCUCCAAAUAGGAGGGUAGCAUAAAUUAGCCGCGCUUUGUCUGUCCGUCAGAAUUUUAAUUUAAUGGAAUUUAGAAAUAACACAAUUUGCGCGAUAAUCAUUCCUUUAUUACUCAAUGUCGGCCUUUUCGUCACAUAUUUCGUUGUAUCGCGAUGCCUUAGCUGCUAAAAGGGUUGAAAUGUACAUAUUUUAGGUCGUUUCGCUCCAACACGCGCAAAGACAAUCUCCCCGCUCUGACCAUAAAUGGAGAAGUUUUCUCCAUCUUUACUGACUCUGAGCUACAAGACACAAGGUGUGUACACCUGCAGUGGACAAAAAUGGCAGACGUAAGCUGUCGGCAUUAGUUAUAGAGAAGGUCGCAUUGAAAAGACCAUGUUUGGUCUGUAACUAUAUGUUACUAUAUGUAAAAAUAUCGUUGCACAUGUAUUGCUUACUGCAAUUAUCCUUUUUUGACAUGCUAUUAAUGUUUGCAGAGGGUAAUCUGCUGCAUUUAUUGAUUUCUGCAACGAUUUUUGAUGAAUUCCAAUUUUUUAUCUAUAUAUAUUGACAAUAUUUAACGCUUAUCAUUAUUUCCUCAUUUGCCUUUUGACGACUUGACACGAACAACGAUAGUGAAAUUAAGUAUGUAUAAUUUGCAGAUCAAUAUUAGUUGUUAUUUCGCUAAAAAGUAUCUGUAUUAAAUCUAUUGAAAUAUCAUGUAAUUGUAUAAAUAUUUUCUCUACAAUGUAAUCUUAAAUA